AUGGUGGUGAGUUUGGCGGAAAUGGCCUGAGGGCAACUCAUACACGCUGAGGAGCCAGCUGAAGCUUUCCUUCAGAAUUGUUUGCUUAAGGGUCAUUGAUAUGCAAUAUCACGAAUCUGCCAAAAACUUUUUCGCAGGUGCCGUCGGAGUUCGCGGAGCAACUGCUGUUGCCGAUGCCGCCCUGGUGGGCCAUCCUUCUGGUUGACUUUGUCGGCUUGCUUCACAUCAUCGCCGCUUUUUUUGUUUUCUUCUUCGUUCACGUGAAACCUGUCUGCGCAGUUCUAGGUAAGAGUAGCUAAAUUAAAAAUCUCCCACUUAUAUUUUCAUUUUUACAUCUUUUUUGCUCUUCUUUUCUCCUUUUGCGUAAUUUCGUUGCUUCGGCAAACUUGUUUAGUGAGCGAUUGUAUCUUGUUGAAACGAACUUGAAUAAUUGUUCUCAAUUUGAAAUAGCAGUGAUCUUUUUUGUACGAGCGAGCCUCAAUGAACUGUUUUUAUCUCAAUAUGAUGAGUUGACCGAUACCUGUUCUAACAAUAUUUCUGCGUUCAUGCAUAAAUUUCAAAAAGACCUUCCUAGAAGCUUGUGCAAAAUGAGAAGGAAGCUGUUCCUCUCAUUAAAAUAAUUGCAGAUAAAAAUGGAGAAAAGUUCCUGGCGGAUUUGCAACGCGAUGAGAAGCCUAAGAAGUUCAAAGACGACGUGGCAGUAGACAAGGAUAAGGAGACAAAGAGCGAAGCUUCCAUGACGAAGAAAACCGUUUGA
This is a messenger RNA of Caenorhabditis auriculariae, 757 nucleotides long. NCBI's taxonomy places the organism in Eukaryota, Metazoa, Nematoda, Chromadorea, Rhabditida, Rhabditidae. The record is from the annotation of a GenBank genome assembly.